Fusarium tjaetaba is the source of this 462-nucleotide messenger RNA. RefSeq names its product cofilin. Lineage: Eukaryota; Fungi; Ascomycota; Sordariomycetes; Hypocreales; Nectriaceae. The record is from RefSeq and is a predicted model, not a curated record. Gene Ontology annotation, biological process: cell motility; actin filament severing; actin filament depolymerization. Gene Ontology annotation, molecular function: actin filament binding. The transcript is spliced from 6 exons. Gene Ontology annotation, cellular component: actin cytoskeleton; actin cortical patch; cytoplasm. Bases 1 to 462 code for a protein of 153 amino acids.
AUGUCUCAAUCUGGUGCCACCGUUUCGCAGGACUGCAUAACUGCCUUCAACGACCUGAAGCUUAACAAGAAGUACAAGUACAUCGUCUACAAGCUUUCCGACGACUACAAGGAGAUCGUUGUCGAGCACGCCUCCGACAACAGCGACUGGGAGGACUUCCGUGAGAAGCUCGUCAACGCUACCUCCAAGAGCCGAACUGGCGCUGUUGGCAAGGGUCCCCGUUACGCCGUCUACGACUUCGAGUACAGCCUGGCCUCUGGCGAUGGUAUCCGAAACAAGAUCACCUUCAUCGCCUGGUCUCCCGAUGAUGCCGGUAUCCAGCCCAAGAUGAUCUACGCUUCCUCCAAGGAGGCUCUUAAGCGAUCGCUCACUGGCAUUGCCACCGAGCUCCAGGCCAACGACACUGAUGACAUCGAAUACGACUCCAUCCUCAAGACCGUCAGCAAGGGUCUUGCUGGUUAA